Molecule: messenger RNA, 2186 nt
Organism: Ornithodoros turicata
Lineage: Eukaryota; Metazoa; Arthropoda; Arachnida; Ixodida; Argasidae
Exons: 5
Coding region: 195-695 (166 amino acids)
Source: RefSeq, a predicted model, not a curated record
CGAGACUGGAGCUUGAACCCCACGCAACGCGAGAAGGCAUCGUCAUCACGAACGUUUGUGAGACACGGCUGCGAACUGGUUUCAACGUGGAAGAAUCAUGAAGACCACAACCAUCACGGACAUCACCGACCGCCACACCACCGUGCGGAAACGAUAGGUUGAUUCGGAGAGGAGGACGAUAUCGUCGGAUCAAAAUGUCUCACGUCCGGCUGUUCCACCGUCGAUACCAGACGCGCGAGCAGAGGCUGAUCGCUAUUCAGCAGGCAGCCAUGGCUGCGAGUCGGGGCUACCACUUAUCGCGGGACAUGAAGACCCUCUUGGCCAAUCUGUCUCCUGCAGAGAGACGCCUCGUCGCCAUCAAAAACAACCUACAGGUGACCCCAGGCAGUCCCGUGCCUUAUCGCCGCAUGCGGUCCCAGUCUGUCGUGUGUCCACCACCGUCACCUGAGCAUGUCCAGCGAAAGGUGGAACGUACUCGGUCUCUGUCAGUCAGCGAAACGGGUUCCCGACACGGGCAGCUUGUCAGACAACUUACUGAGCUCGAAGAAGAAGAUCGCUUCAGAACAUAUGCUAACCAGGUUUACAUCCUGUUUGCCGUCCUUGUGGCUGUCGUAGCAGCUGUUGCAUUUUACACUUUCAUGGGUAUUCACCAGAAGCAAAUGGACCACGGUGACAAACUUUCCGAUGAAAACUGAAACCCUGCAAGACCUGCACAAAGGGGUGAAGAAGAUCACUCUGGAACUAGGCUACUAGGUGUGUCUGUGCCACAUUUCAACAACAGGCACCUCCUGGACUUCCACCUGGCUCACCAUCAUCACUUCCAAGAUCACCCAAGCGGAGAAGCUUGGUCACUACUCAGGCCUGGCACAGAGCAAUGGCAAAGAAAAGAAAGGCAGUACGUUGCAGCCGCAAUAUAAAAUGAGCAUGCCCAGAUUCAGACGCACGUGUCAGACUGACAGGCGUACUACCCGACACCUCCUUCAGCCCAUCGAUGUGUGUGAGCACCCACUACACGCCCGUAGAAUCUUUCUGCAAUCCAGAGUAACACUGUCGUGUACAGGAGUAAUGAUGCAAAAAUAUUUACAGUGUGACCUCCCAAGUUUGCGUUGCCAUCUGACAUACUGUCGGCCACAUUUAUGAUGACAAUUGCUCAUAGAAAGCUAAGUCUGGUAACACAAUCAAAAUGAUGUUCAGGGUUGAUCUUGACACUUGUUAUUCUGGUAAGCAGGUUGUCUUGUGGAUGACAGCAACAAUUAUGAUGUGUGGGACAGAAUUUACAACUCUUAUUGAGGAGAGGAGCAACAUGUGAAUGAAUGAAAUUGAGGUGCUCUCAGCAAAUGGAGAAAGAAGCUAAAGCAAGGCUGAAUUAAUAAGGUUUACGAAAAGAUCUACCUCGCCAAAGUUACUCACGGUAAAUACUUUAGAGUCUAAAAAGGUGACUAUUGAAUACACCAUUCACGGUUCACAGUUCCCAUAGUGUAGUCGUCAGCAAACCUGAUUGUAACCACACAUUUUCACUUUUGCAAGUUCAUAAUUGGCCAGAUUUCCUUUCCUUCAGAUAUCCUUCUUUUUUUUUAAUGUAUGUACUACUAUAAUUAAAUCUGGUGCUACUGAACAGCAAAAAGACAUUUGACGAACGCCCACACCAGGUGCACAGCCAAUAUCAUAUUUUCUAUGACCUAGAAACUGUAUAAAUAUAUGCAAAACAAGCCACCUUCCAGCCUCCAAACUUGUUCAAAUGUGCCCUACAAGACAAAUGUGCAGACGUGAAAAGCCUGCGCUGUGUUACGCUCAAUUUUUGCAAGUGUGUUACAUAUCCCAUUUCUUAUGCCAAUGCCCCUUUGUGUUAUCCUAGCCUUUCUAUCGUCCAGCACAGUCGUUUCGGGAUAACGGCUGUCGUUACACAUUGCAACAUGCUAAGCAAUACUUUUCAACCUAUGUUGGAUGACACAAACAAAGAUCAGCGUAGGUGAUUAUCUCUGUGAAGAAUCUCCAUGGCUCAUUAUCGACAAUGAGGGACCAAAAGCUAAUUGAUCAUUUGUUAUGCAUUGUACUAGUAAUAUCUUGCACUGUGGUGGAGAGACAAGUUAUGUUCAAGUUAAGUCAAUGAAAUGGCAUCAAAUGUGUCCCCCAAGCCCAUAGAUGAGUAAUGUCAGUAUGUCGUAUUUUUCUAAACUUCUCUCCAG